Molecule: messenger RNA, 2251 nt
Organism: Durio zibethinus
Lineage: Eukaryota; Viridiplantae; Streptophyta; Magnoliopsida; Malvales; Malvaceae
Source: RefSeq, a predicted model, not a curated record
CCCAAAUGAUUACCUCUCUAAAUCCCUAAUAAAUUCCAUGUUCGAACACUCCUCCUAUAUUAAUUUCAUCCAACCUUAUAUUUUUUUUCAAUGGCAACUUCAGCUCUCAAGUCAACGACCAAGAGAACUUCGGUCGCCAACUCACCAGGUGACUCUUCUUCCUCCAAUCGGUCCUCCGUCCACCGUCGCGCCAGGAGUCUCAGCAGAUUCUCUCGCCGGCUUCCCGGGGCUGACCACGACAAUGAUGAGCCUACUCCGGCUCCGAGAAGCAGGGGGAGGUUCGUCAAUACCGUCAGGGGAUCGGGGUUCCCGGAGAUUAGUCUCGACGAUCUCACCAUCGAGCUCUUUGGCUCCUCCCUCAGGGGACGCUCUGCUUCCCGGAAUGGUGGCGUCAUCCCCCGUAAUGGUGAAGGAGGAAAAGGAGUAGGAGAGAGUCUGACUCAGAGAAGAGGACGGUCAGUGUCCAGGCAAGGAUCUAGGGGUAGUUUUGUAAACAGUGGUGGUGGAGGAAGGUUAACUUCGGACACUGCUAACUCCAGUAGGAGAAGAUCGGUCUCGGCUGUUCGGUAUCAAAUCAGCGAUUCCGAGGUAAUAUUGUUAUCAUCAUCUUCUUCAUUACUAUUGUUUUUAUUCUUACGCGCGAAUAGGGGUGUAAUCAAGCUGCUGGAAGCUGAUCAAGUUUUAAAUAUCAAGUUUGAGCUCCAUGGUCUAGUCUUGUUGUAUAAAUUUGGACGUUGUAACGAGACAUCAUCCAGCGACUGGACUUCGCUAUCCGCCUGCUUUUUAAAUACAUUGGCGAAAAUGAGAAUAAUGUGGGAUUAUUUUGUAAGGACUUCUGGCUUCAUUUUUAAGUAUUCAAUAACUAUCAAACUCUUUGUGGUAUUUUUUGCUUUGCAUUUGAAGAAAGUAAAUGAGGACCUUUGGAAGUUUUGCACGAUUAGUCAAAUAUGUUUAUUUUCUUUUACCUAUAUUAAAGAUGAAAGUGAUCUAGAUCUUUCACAGAACUCAAGCAAUCGUGCUAGUAUGAGAAGUUCCAUUGGUGGAAACAAUCAGAUAUCCUCCACUCAUAACCCAACAGCUUCAAAUAAUAGACAAGGCCUGAGAAAGUCUCUCAGCCAAAAGGACUUAAAGUCUCAUGAUGACUACUCUAGCCACUCUGCUGCUUUAACUGAUGAUGAAGGGAGGGAUGCUGUUUUUGAUAAAAAUGGAAUGGAGAGGACAAUACGAACGGUUUAUGCGCAGAAAAAGGGAGAGCAUCCAAUUGUGGAUGAUGUGAAUGGUGGGUUGUAUGCCGCAAUGCGAAAAGAGCUUAGACAUGCUGUGGAAGAGAUCAAGACACAACUUUGGAUGGCCUUAUGGUUUAUGCAGUCAAUGGUGAAAACAAAUUCCGGCAUAGCAAGUGAUGAUCGUUUGCAGCCUGUCAAUUUUGAUGCUAUCCAGGCUGUUUCUACAAUUAGAAGAAAGUACACAACAAAAUUGGAAAAGUCAGAGAAGCAUAGUCAAGAUUUAGCUGAGAUUAUGUUGGAGGAGCAGCAUGGGAGAGAGCUCUCUAAAAUUGUCAAAGAAUUUCUUCCUGAACCAAAGAACCCUAUUUUUCAGAAACCUUUGCGAGCUACAAAGAGAAGCAAUGACAGAAAUAGCAUGUCCAGGCAAUUGACCGAGGAGGCUGAAAAAUAUAUUGAAGAUUUCAUCUCGAACGUUGAAGAUACAGAUAUUUCAUCAUUUGAUGGAGACAGGAGUGAUACUAGUUCAAGUAUAGGGGGAAUAACAAAGACACCAACUUUCCAGAGUCGACCAGUAUUUAAAUCUGUCCCUGUUGAAAUGGAUGGUGUAAUGCUACCUUGGUUACAGUGGGAGACUUCUAAUGAUGCAUCUCCAUUAUCGCACCAGAGUAAAUGCAAUCUUUCUCAGGAAGCACCCUCUGCGCUAGACCUAAGCAAUCAAUUUACCAGGAGCCGAGAGAGUUGGAGCCCAGCUUUGGCUGGUUGUCCUUCAGUAAGUACUGGAGAAGUUACAGGAACUAAAUUUGGAGAAUCUGGAAGUUAUCAAAGCCAUUUUUCUUCAAGUGGAACCAAUAAGAUGCAGUUCGAUGUAGCUGAUUAUCUCAACGACAACAGCAACGAAGCUUUUCACCUUGAAAUAUGGAGCCAACGACAUAGAAUUAGUUCAGGUGGUCUUCUGCUUUGUAACCGGAUGUUCGUUUAAGCUAUGCUUGGUAAGAAGAACGAGAAGUGAUGAUAAUGAAAAAUUU